Molecule: messenger RNA, 1911 nt
Organism: Podarcis muralis (Common wall lizard)
Lineage: Eukaryota; Metazoa; Chordata; Lepidosauria; Squamata; Lacertidae
Source: RefSeq, a predicted model, not a curated record
UCGGGGCCUCCACAGAACCCUGGCAUCAGUUACUCUGUCAGCUUAGUGGAAGUUAGAAUCAUGUUAUUCCCCGGUACAGAAUCCAGUUCUGAGAAGCAGCUGACUGUACACUGAAAUCAACAAGGGAAUAUUAAGGAGAUGAGAGGAUUUUUUGUGUGAAAUGCUGCGGCUUGUUGAGUCGCAGCCAUCAUAAUUUUGGUUUAUUUUUGUUGGCUUUUAAAAAGGACAUUGGAACAGUGACACUGGAUUGUAGUACUUUGGGAAACUCUGUUGGUGUUUGCCUUGGACCUUCUUUUAUGCUUACAUGCAGUGGUAUGAGGAAGAGGAAGAAUAUGAAAGGGAAGAUGUUCAAAAGAAAACAUUCACAAAAUGGGUAAAUGCACAGUUUGCUAAGUUUGGUACAUACCCUAUAGAAGAUCUCUUCAAUGAUUUUCAAGAUGGACGAAGGCUCCUGGAGCUCCUGGAAGGUCUUACGGGCCAAAAGCUUGGUAAAGAAAGGGGUUCCACAAGAGUUCAUGCCUUGAACAACGUCAACAAAGCACUACAAGUCCUUCAGAAAAACAAUGUAGAUCUGGUGAAUAUCGGCAGCACAGAUAUUGUGGAUGGCAAUCAUAAACUGACUCUUGGAUUGAUCUGGAGUAUAAUUCUCCACUGGCAGGUCAAAGAUGUAAUGAAAAACAUCAUGGCUGGACUGCAACAGACAAACAGUGAAAAGAUCUUGCUGAGCUGGGUCCGUCAAUCAACUCAGAAUUAUCCGCAGGUCAAUGUUGUUAAUUUCACCAGUAGCUGGUGUGAUGGUUUGGCUUUCAAUGCCCUCAUCCACAGUCACAGACCAGAUCUAUUUGACUGGGAUAGUGUGGUUCGCCAACAGUCAGCUGUACAACGAUUAGACCAUGCAUUCAACGUAGCCAAACGCCACCUAGGAAUCGAAAAACUCCUUGAUCCUGAAGAUGUCGCAACUCCUUAUCCUGAUAAGAAGUCCAUCUUGAUGUACGUGACAUCGCUUUUCCAAGUCCUGCCCCAGCAAGUUACUCUUGAAGCCAUCCAGGAAGUGGAAACAUUGCCACGGCAAUCAAAGCACAUCAGAGAAGAGCACGUCCAGUUACAUCAACAGCGCUUUUCACAACAGAUCAAAGUCAGUGUAGCACAGGGUCAUGUGCGCACCCCUUCACCUCCACCUAAACCUCGCUUCAAAAGCUAUGCGUACACACAAGCUGCUUAUGUCAUGUCCCCUGACCCAAAAGGGAAGGUGUUCCCUCCACAGCGUUUGGAAACACAUGAACAGAGAUUAUUUGCAACUUCACCCAUGGAUACAGAAGUAGAUCUGGAAGGCUACCAAACUGCAUUAGAAGAAGUACUCUCAUGGCUUCUGUCUACUGAAGAUUCUUUGCAAGCACAGGGAGAUAUAUCCACUGAUGUAGAAGAAGUUAAAGAGCAGUUUCACACCCACGAGGGUUUUAUGAUGGAAUUAACAGCUCACCAGGGACGUGUUGGUGAUGUUUUGCAAAUAGGCAGCCAACUUCUGUCAUUUGGGAAGCUUUCAGAAGAUGAAGAAAAUGAAAUACAAGAACAAAUGAAUCUUCUUAAUUCACGAUGGGAAAAUCUCAGGGUCACAAGUAUGGAAAAACAGAGCAAGUGAGUAAAUAUAAACUUGGGCAAACACUUUUGUAAUUGGUGCAAAUAUUGUUGCAGGGUGUGCUAUUUAGUUGAGAUUUUGUUGUAUUUAUCUUGCUUUGCUGCAAUUUCAUGAGUGUCAAAAUUGAUUGUAAGAGAAUGGAAGUGGAGCACAACAGAUGGACUAGAGCCACAGAUCUGCAAGCUCACAUUUUAAAAGGCCUUAUUGAGAGAAGUUUCACACUCAGUACAAAAGUUAUUCCCACAUAAACUUUUAUCUUGUUAUUGCACUUUGUU